This is a messenger RNA of Sorex fumeus (smoky shrew), 3218 nucleotides long. It is a transcript of the gene NLGN3, whose product is annotated as neuroligin 3. Lineage: Eukaryota; Metazoa; Chordata; Mammalia; Eulipotyphla; Soricidae. The coding region runs from base 353 to 2899 and encodes 848 amino acids. Gene Ontology annotation, biological process: postsynaptic membrane assembly; synaptic vesicle endocytosis; modulation of chemical synaptic transmission. Gene Ontology annotation, cellular component: synapse; cell surface; postsynaptic specialization membrane. Gene Ontology annotation, molecular function: signaling receptor activity; neurexin family protein binding. The record is from RefSeq and is a predicted model, not a curated record. The transcript has 8 exons.
CGCGCAGCGCGCCCCCUCGGUGCGCGGGCACAGCAGCCAGGCUGCCGGAGAGCAGAUCUCGGGGAUUUGGGUGCGGAGCCCUUGGCCUGGAGGCGAUAUGGGUGGUCCGCGGCCCGUUUCAGUCGCUCGCAACAGCCCGGGGAACAGGCCUGUCUGGCCCUGAGGGGGUCCCCUUUCUGAAGCUGUGGUGCUUGGACGACCUGCUCUCUGAUCGCGGCAUUGCUGGGCACGUGUAUGUGUCCUUCGAGGGCUCAGUGUUGAGGUUCAAGUCAGUGUGGCCAUGAAGGGGCUGCCUGUUAGGCUGAUGCUGUGACCCAGGAAUCUGCCUUCUUGCCACUCCCCUGCCCAGAACAUGUGGCUGCAGCUGGGCCCACCCUCACUGUCCCUGAGCCCCAAGCCCACAGUUGGCUGGAGCCUGUACCUCACUCUGUGGUUCUUCAGCUUGGUGCUGAGGGCCAGCACCCAGGCCCCAGCACCUACAGUCAAUACUCACUUUGGGAAGCUAAGAGGUGCCCGAGUACCACUGCCCAGUGAGAUGCUGGGGCCUGUGGACCAAUACCUGGGAGUUCCCUACGCCGCCGCCCCGAUUGGCGAGAAACGUUUCUUGCCCCCCGAACCACCCCCCUCCUGGUCGGGCAUCCGGAACGCCACCCACUUCCCUCCAGUGUGCCCCCAGAACAUUCACACAGCUGUGCCCGAAGUCAUGCUGCCCGUCUGGUUCACUGCCAACUUGGACAUCAUCGCCACAUACAUCCAGGAGCCCAAUGAAGACUGCCUCUACCUGAAUGUUUAUGUGCCCACAGAGGAUGUAAAGCGGAUUUCCAAGGAAUGCGCCCGAAAGCCCAACAAGAAAAUUUGUAGGAAAGGAGGAUCCGGCGCUAAGAAACAGGGCGAGGACUUAGCGGAUAAUGACGGGGAUGAAGAUGAAGACAUCCGGGACAGUGGUGCUAAGCCCGUCAUGGUCUACAUCCAUGGAGGCUCUUACAUGGAAGGGACGGGCAACAUGAUUGAUGGCAGCGUCCUGGCCAGUUAUGGUAACGUCAUCGUCAUCACCCUCAACUACCGGGUUGGAGUUCUAGGUUUCCUGAGCACCGGUGAUCAGGCCGCCAAAGGCAAUUAUGGGCUUCUUGACCAAAUCCAGGCCCUCCGCUGGGUGAGCGAAAACAUUGCCUUUUUUGGUGGUGAUCCCCACCGUAUCACCGUCUUUGGCUCGGGCAUUGGCGCAUCCUGUGUCAGCCUCCUCACACUGUCACAUCAUUCUGAGGGGCUUUUCCAGAGGGCCAUUAUCCAAAGUGGUUCUGCUCUGUCCAGCUGGGCUGUAAACUACCAACCCGUGAAGUAUACGAGCCUGCUGGCAGACAAGGUGGGCUGUAAUGUGCUAGACACAGUGGACAUGGUAGACUGUCUUCGGCAAAAGAGUGCGAAGGAACUGGUGGAACAGGACAUCCAGCCGGCCCGCUACCAUGUGGCCUUCGGCCCUGUGAUUGAUGGUGACGUUAUUCCUGAUGACCCUGAGAUCCUCAUGGAACAGGGAGAGUUCCUGAACUAUGAUAUCAUGCUAGGUGUCAACCAGGGAGAGGGCCUCAAGUUUGUGGAAGGUGUGGUGGACCCUGAAGAUGGGGUCUCUGGAACAGACUUUGACUACUCAGUCUCCAACUUUGUGGACAAUCUCUACGGCUAUCCUGAGGGCAAGGAUACACUGCGGGAAACCAUCAAGUUCAUGUACACAGACUGGGCAGACCGUGACAACCCUGAGACCCGCCGUAAAACGUUGGUGGCCCUCUUCACUGACCAUCAGUGGGUGGAGCCCUCAGUGGUGACAGCUGAUCUGCAUGCCCGAUAUGGCUCACCUACCUACUUCUAUGCCUUCUAUCAUCACUGCCAGAGCCUCAUGAAGCCAGCAUGGUCAGAUGCAGCUCAUGGGGAUGAAGUACCCUAUGUUUUUGGUGUCCCUAUGGUAGGACCCACUGACCUCUUCCCCUGCAACUUCUCCAAGAAUGAUGUUAUGCUUAGUGCUGUCGUCAUGACUUACUGGACCAACUUUGCCAAGACUGGAGAUCCCAACAAGCCAGUACCCCAGGACACCAAGUUUAUUCACACCAAAGCCAACCGCUUUGAGGAAGUGGCCUGGUCCAAGUACAAUCCCCGAGAUCAGCUCUACCUUCACAUUGGGCUGAAGCCAAGGGUCCGAGAUCAUUACCGGGCCACCAAGGUGGCCUUCUGGAAACACCUGGUGCCCCACCUCUAUAACCUGCAUGAUAUGUUCCACUACACGUCCACUACCACCAAAGUGCCGCCCCCAGACACCACCCACAGCUCCCACAUCACCCGCAGGCCCAACGGCAAAACCUGGAGCACCAAGCGGCCAGCCAUCUCUCCUGCCUACAGCAACGAGAAUGCACAGGGGGCCUGGAACGGGGAGCAAGAUGCAGGGCCCCUCCUGGUGGAGAACCCUCGUGACUACUCCACUGAAUUAAGUGUCACCAUCGCUGUGGGGGCCUCACUCCUGUUCCUCAAUGUUCUGGCCUUUGCUGCCCUCUAUUAUAGGAAAGACAAACGGCGUCAGGAGCCCCUGCGGCAGCCUAGCCCUCAGAGGGGAGCUGGGGCCCCUGAGUUGGGACCUGCCCCCGAGGAGGAGCUGGCAGCAUUACAGCUAGGCCCCACCCACCAUGAGUGUGAUGCUGGUCCCCCCCACGACACACUUCGCCUCACUGCCCUGCCCGACUACACACUGACCCUGCGGCGUUCCCCUGAUGACAUCCCACUCAUGACUCCCAACACCAUCACUAUGAUCCCCAACUCCCUGGUAGGGCUGCAGACAUUGCACCCCUAUAACACCUUUGCCGCGGGAUUCAACAGUACUGGGCUGCCCCACUCACACUCCACCACCCGGGUAUAGCUCCAGUCCAGAGCACGGCCUCUCUCCCAGCUCUCUCCCUCCUAGAUCCAUGAACACACACACACACACACACACACACACACACACGGACACGGACACACGUAUAUGUGUGCACACACAACAACAACACUUGACAGCAAACACCUACACAGACAUCAACAGAUGUGGACAUGCGCCCGCAUGUACAAAAACACCAACAUGGAAGUAGACCUAAAUAAGCCCUCCCAACCGGGACACAAAUGAGUCCUUGGGAAACCUAGGACCCACGGAACAGCAGCCCCAUGAAACAGCAGCUGAAGCAAGCUCCCCAAGCCUGACC